AUGCAUAGGUUCUCUCUGCAGCAGCAUGGUUUUCUGCCCGAUGUCUCAACUGUUACGAACCUCAGCAUCUUGACUGGGGCAGCUGCCGGGGCAAUUGACAACAAAGAACAGUUGGAUGUUGUUUUGACGGAUUGUGCGAAAAACUUUGAUCAGGUUGAUCAUGGUCUGUUCGUGAACAAGUUGGGUAAAUCUGGUUUCUCAAAAAGUGCAUGUGAGCUUAUGGCAUCAUACCUAACCUUAAGGCCGCAGUAG
Molecule: messenger RNA, 252 nt
Organism: Acanthoscelides obtectus
Lineage: Eukaryota; Metazoa; Arthropoda; Insecta; Coleoptera; Chrysomelidae
Source: the annotation of a GenBank genome assembly